Musca domestica (house fly) is the source of this 1386-nucleotide messenger RNA. RefSeq names its product peptidoglycan-recognition protein LC. Bases 74 to 1075 code for a protein of 333 amino acids. Gene Ontology annotation, molecular function: N-acetylmuramoyl-L-alanine amidase activity; zinc ion binding. The record is from RefSeq and is a predicted model, not a curated record. Gene Ontology annotation, biological process: peptidoglycan catabolic process. NCBI's taxonomy places the organism in Eukaryota, Metazoa, Arthropoda, Insecta, Diptera, Muscidae. The transcript is spliced from 4 exons.
UGCAAUUCUAGGCAGUGCUAGUAGCUUCGGCAAACUUGUACAUUCCGGAUCGUUUUUUAGGAAUACGGGAAAAAUGAACUAUUGUAAAAAGUGUGAAAACCCACUUGAUGAAAUGGCGUACAUCAUUUGCGGUGGGGAGUGUGCCAAAAGAUUCCAUAGCAUUUGUGUCGAUCUAACAAAAGAUCAAUUAGCGCUCCUUUCAUCGGCGAAUAUUAAAUGGAUGUGUGACCAGUGUGUAUGUAGGCAAUUGUAUCUUCAAUCGCAAUCACUGCUGAUGCCGUUCCAACAGCUGCGUCCAACUCAAUCGAAAAAUGUUUUUGAAAAAGCCAAAGUUAUAGCCGAGCCAUCAGCCCUUGCUCAUUUGGAAGGAGCGAAUGCAAAGAUGUUCAAACGGAAAGAGUAUUUGACCUUCGGCGCCUGCAUGAUGCUAACCCUGAUAAUAAUGGCCGCUUUCUUUGUUGCGAUCCAAGUUUCGGUGGAGGGCAAAUGUAAUCUUGUACCCGGAAAUAGCGAAGAACCGAGAACGAAUAUUCAAACCAACUCAAACUCAGUUUCAUGUUUGCCAGCUCUGGAAAUUGUGGUGCGCGAUCAAUGGUUAGCCCAGCCUCCGAUUAAAGAUAUGAUUCCACUGAAACUUCCUGUUGAGCGAAUCAUUGUUAUCCAUACACGAACUGCAGAUUGUGAAACACAGGCUGCCUGUACAUUCACGGUGCGCUACACUCAGACGUUCAACAUCGAGUCCCAGCAACAGGAUGAUAUCAUUUACAAUUUCCUAAUUGGUGGAGAUGGCAACGUUUACGAGGGUCGCGGUUGGGAUUAUCGUGGCUCCGUCAUCCAGGGUUACAACGAUGAUAGCAUAAGUCUGGCGUACAUCGGGUCGUUUAAGAAACAAAUGCCGUCGGAGAAACAGCUCAACGUAACCAGGUUAUUGCUGGCCGAAGGUGUUCGCCUGGGCAAACUGUCGUCGGAUUAUAGAAUAGUCGGAGCAAAUAAAUUGGACCCAACAUCGACUGCAACAUCUGCCGAUGCAUUGUAUGAAAGUUUCAAAGACUGGCCUCAUUGGUCAGAUCACUGAUCAGCAUAGUUUUAAAUACCUAAAAUAAGUUUAAUGCCAAUCGAAUCAUUGGAAUACUGUCAUUGGUUGUAAUUCGUUAUCAUUUGUCCUGUAAAUCAUUUAAAAAGCUGCCUUUAUUCCUCACACCAGACAAAGAAGUAUAAAGAUGGGACAACACAGAGUCCGAAAGUAGUUAGCUGGUGGAUUUACAUUCGUUUGUAUGUUAUCAUAACAACUAACUAGACCUAUGUCAAGUGAUUUUAAGUCAAUAGACUAUUAAUUAGUAAUUUUAAUGGAAUAAAAUUUUGCGCAAAAUUUCUGGUCACUUGUAA